AUGGCACAGCAACUGAGAAUGCGUCUUUUCUGCCCCAUUUGCAAGACGAUGAAGCAAGACCUCUCCGUCCACCUACGCAGAUCCUGCAUGAGGAACGCGACUGAACAGGAGAUAUCUGCAAGUGCGAAAGCACAGCGGAGAGAAGCCUUUGACAACUGCAAUAACUCAACGAUCGUCCCUUACGUCAACAUUCUUGCAUUGUGCAACAAUGGAGUGAUGACGGAUCUCCAGGUGAUACAGCAAGAAACCAAUCGUCCAAGGAUCGUAUCGGUCAGUGAGAGUGAGAAUGAAGAAGUUGAGAGCAAUACCAUUAAGGAUGCCGCCCAAAGUGAUGCUGAAUGGACCCGCCCCCGGCCUGAUGCACACCACCGUAAUUGGUCCACCGCCGGCCGCAAGAGAAUGCAGGAUAUGGGAAUGCAUAACCGUCACGACAUGGAACACCUGGCUAGAUUCGACGACCACCUUCGGAAUGAAAUAAAGCAACACAACUCCUCACAAACCAUACAGGACAUCGCAAGGGAUAGUGCCUACAAUCAGCUGUGUGUCAUCUACCCACUCAGCCUUGAUGAGAAUCCACCUACAAUGAAGACCUGCAAGGACAUCAACCAGCAAGACGGACAACGAUUCUACAAUCGAUGGAUGCGCAUUCCCAAGAACAACACCAUCACAUCACGCAUUGAAGAAGCGCAUGAAGAAAAAAUGAUGGGAGCAAAAGAAGCUAGAGGCCUACGUACUUGACCACUGGGUACCAUCAUUAGGAAAGCGCGGUAAAAAUGUCGGGGAAGAGGCCCAAUUAAAAAGGCUAGUUAUAAAGCAGAAAUGGCCCGGCUUAACUAUAUUGCUCAUUUG
Molecule: messenger RNA, 849 nt
Organism: Priapulus caudatus
Lineage: Eukaryota; Metazoa; Priapulida; Priapulimorpha; Priapulimorphida; Priapulidae
Exons: 6
Coding region: 1-738 (245 amino acids)
Source: RefSeq, a predicted model, not a curated record